AUGAGAACAAGGAGAGGGCUUUCUUAUCCUAGAAGAGGGGCAGUUAACGCUUGCAAUACAGCAGCAGAGAAGAGGAUAUCAACGCCAAAUUAUAAGAGAGGAAAACCUGAUUUUACCGCUGGAGAAUACAUGACUGACUUGUUUGAUUCUUUACCUGAUGAUCUUGUCAUUUCUAUUCUCUGCAAACUUAGCUCUUCUGCUUCUUGCCCCUCCGAUUUCUUCAACGUUUUAAUUACGUGCAAGAGAUUAAAUGGAUUAGGCCUUCAUUCACUAAUACUAUCCAAAGCUUCUCCAAAAACAUUUGCAAUCAAGGCCAAAAAUUGGUCCGAUUCUGCCCACCGUUUCCUCAAACUCUGUGCGGACGCCGGAAAUGCUGAAGCUUGUUACACUCUUGGCAUGAUUCGGUUUUACUGUUUACAAAACCGAGGCAGUGGAGCUUCUCUAAUGGCAAAGGCGGCGAUUAGCUCACACGCGCCGGCGCUUUAUUCACUUGCGGUUAUACAAUUCAAUGGAAGCGGUGGCUCCAAAAGCGACAAAGACCUCCGAGCCGGCGUCGCGUUGUGUGCACGCGCGGCCUUUCUUGGCCACAUCGACGCCCUGCGCGAGCUAGGCCACUGUCUGCAAGAUGGUUAUGGAGUCCGUCAAAACGUGACAGAAGGACGCCGUUUUCUCGUCCAAGCAAACGCGCGUGAACUCGCGGCUGUUUUGUCGAAUCCUAAUGCUGGACUCCCAACGCGCGCUUGGAUCACGUGGAACCCACACGCUCACCCAAGCCAUCGUCACCCAAGUGGGAACGGACCCAGUGGGUGUCCUUUAUUGAGUGACUUUGGGUGUAAUGUUCCAGCUCCCGAGUCUCAUCCGGCCAGUCGUUUUAUGACGGAAUGGUUUGCUAUUCGGGGCGGGUCUGCUGGUUCGGGACUCCGUUUGUGUUCUCAUACUGGUUGUGGGCGACCCGAGACAAGAAAGCACGAGUUUAGAAGGUGUUCUGUUUGUGGAGCUGUAAAUUAUUGUUCUCGCGCGUGUCAAGCACUUGACUGGAAGCUAAGACAUAAAGAGGAGUGCAGCCCUGUUGAACGGUGGGUCGAUGAGGAUGGUGACGGUGGUGAAGGCGGGGAUAACGCCGGUGGUGUUGGUGCAGGGGAUGAUGAUGAUGUCAUGGUUGAGAGCUAA
Dovyalis caffra is the source of this 1170-nucleotide messenger RNA. The record is from the annotation of a GenBank genome assembly. NCBI's taxonomy places the organism in Eukaryota, Viridiplantae, Streptophyta, Magnoliopsida, Malpighiales, Salicaceae.